AUGAGUAUCAAAAGGAUUGGAUUUAAAACUUUAGGACCAUUUUAUGCAAUGGCUCAAAUAUUCGGGCUGUUGUUAGUGAGAGAAGUAGCAGCCGUCCACAAUAAUAAUAAUGUGUUUUGUUCCGAAAACGGUAAGUUUUUAAUUAAGAUUUUAUUUGUUUUUUUUUUUUUUCAAAUUUACUAUAUUCCAUUUAAUUUUAUCGUAAAUAAUAUCAUUUAAAUUUUCCGGAUUUUCUUAGGUAUAUGCGAAAUGUUUAAGAUUCUGUACUUUUUAGAUUUGGAAAAGGAGCGAUUGCUCUAUUGGUUAUAUAAUAUGAUGUGUAUUUUUUUUUGUCCGUAAACAACUUUUCAAAUAGAAAAAUAUUGCUCCAAUCGAAAAAUGACAAGAUGACUUUUUUAUAGUAUUUUUAAUUUUUUGUUUUACUUUUUCUAGAUACGGUAGAAUUUUUAAAACAUUUGAGCUUUAAAAAUAUUUGAGCAAUUUAUAGACAUUAUACUAUUAUUUUAUGUUUGCGAGUUUUUUUACGUAGUUUUUAGUUGGGAAGUACUAUGUAGAUAUCAGUGUUUAAUCUAACAGAAAUACUUGACAAUUUAACAGGCAGUUCAUUACAGAUGUACUUAGUGGUCUAAAAAAAAUAAUUGAGUGUUUUAUACACAUAGUAGUUUUUUUUUUUUAUAAUGGUUUUAUAAUCAAAUUUAGAUUAAAAUCUUAAAUAUUAUAGUCUUUCAAAUAUUUUAUAAACGAACUUUGCUCAGAAUCGUUUUUAAAUGGCAAUGGUUCAUCGUUAUUAACAGAUACCUUCCCAACUUCUUUCCUACAAAGUUGACGCACCUAUCAGCAGUCUCAACUCGUUUUUGUUAUUAUUAUUUUAUGUGUGUAUGCGUCUGUAAAACAAAUUUAUCAGUAAUCUAGUCAUCAGCUAUAAUUUUUUUAUAUAUUUAUUUUUAGGUUAAAAACGGUUUUGAAUUUAAGUUUAUCAAAGUACGUUUAAGCGAAAUUCGUUCAUUUUUGUAUCCGCCCAUCUUUUAUAAAUACGUAUCCAUGUUUUUGAGUGGCAGGUGACAGCUGCAGACGCGUUUCGGGCGUUUUUUCGUCCGACAGGCGGUACUUGGCAUACAACAUGUUGGUGUUGGUGCUGUUGUACUGCGCGCUGCAGAGGUGCGUAACGCUGGUUGGUGGUUGGCCGUGCGGUGACGGUAAUAGCUCGGUCGAGUGUUCGUCAGCUAUCGAGUGGAUCUUGACCGCGGCAGGCGUGAUACAGGCCAUGGUGUCCGUCACGGUGGCCACCGUACAUCGACAGUCAAGCACCGCGAGCUUAUUAAACCAAGUGCACUACGUGCUAGGCCGUGGCCGCGGGUGCGGAAACGAGGCAGUCACCAGUAAAACAUGGUCACACUUGAGCAUGAGCGGCGUGUACGCAGCUACGGUAGCCACAAUCGUUGUGGCCAGAUCUGUGGCCAUCGUGGCAGCUCGGCCCGGACAUUUCUCGGUCACUGACGUAUUGCUGUCGUCCGUGAUGCCGGCGACCGUCGUACCAGUGACCAUCGAGUGUUCGAUCGUUUGUAUAUGCUCGGUCGCCGAAAACACAUAUUAUGACGUCAUCGAUCGGUUGCGCCGAUUGGCGUCCAACAGUGACGGUGGCGUUGAUGGUGGUCGGACGUCCAAACGGUGCCUGUUAAUGCACUGGCGGCUGGAGGUCGUGUGGCGUGACUACUGGCGUGGUUGCCGGUUGGUCGACCGUCUGUCCGAGUGCUACGGGCUGGACUUGGCUAUCAACUUGACCGCCAACAUAUUGUUCUUCAUCGUGUACGCGUAUGUGACUAUCAUGUCAAUGUACGCCGCAUUCACGGAUGGCCCUGGAAAUGCUGUCGAAGACACCGUCGCCACGUUCUGCUGGAAUGUGGCGCUAGCGUGUCAGUUAGCGUGCGUUUCGUUCCGGAUCGUGUUCAUAUCGUACCGCGCUGAGAAAAUCAAACAAGUGGUAAGCGUUUUACGAUUGAUGUGGACACGUUGUAUAUUAUUUUCUUAAUAAUAUUAUAUCUAACUCGAAUUUCAUGGGGAAUACAAAUUAUUUCAAUUCAUGCAUUUGUCAAGUUAUAAUAUACGUUAUUCGUACAGACUCUACCACUAUAGCUGAUAACAAUAUUAUAUUAAACCAUAUCGUGGGUACGCGUGAAAAAAAUGUUUGGUCAACGUUCCAGAACUGUUCAAUGUAAUCAUAAUUUAAAUACAGCACCGAGAAAAAUAUAUUAAACAUAAUUUUAGAUUCGUGCGCAGCAAGGGGUUUAUUUAUUUCACUAUGAUAAUAUUGUGUACUUUAAUGACUUAAUGUUCAAAUGUUCAAAUUGAAUGACUUAAUGUUUUUCUGUUAAUUUAAAAAAUAAAAAUUUAGUAAACCCAACAUUAUACCCAUUGACUUCACAGUUUUUUAGCAAUUUAACUUAAUUAACAUUAGACUCAGGAAACAUGUUAAAAUAUGGGUUAGUCAAUUAGUUAAUUUAAUUUUUUUAGACGGUACAUUUGAAAGGUGCAUUAUAGUUUAAGUUUAUAUUAAUGUAUGCGAUAUAAAUAAAAACGCAUGAAAAAUUUAAAAAAAAUCUUGAUGACUUAUUCUAAAACGCAUUCAAUAUUGGACAAAUUGGCUAGAUUUCUACACGAAAAAUAAUGAUUGUUUUUGUUUUUUUUUAUAUAAAUAACUCACUUUUUACAAUUGCGUGGCUGUAAACACAUUUUUCACGUACAUCCGCUGUAUAAUUUCUUACAAUUUAAUCAAAUUAGGCUUUUAACAAUUUUUUUUUAACAGGCUGAAAAUUCAGUAUUGAUAUUACUAAGAAACCUAUUAAAACACAAUAAUUUGGAUAUUUCAACUAUCGUGUUGGUAAGUACGUAUAAUACAAAAUAAAAAUAUGAUAUGUAUGAUAUUGAUAUUAAAUAGGUACUAUAUUAGGAUAUUAAAUAUUAGUGUAGGGAUAAUAUUAUUUUUUAGUGUUAUCUAAUAUUACCUUGAAGUUGGAAAGGUAGGAUACAGAAUAGAAUUUAAUGUAUAUCUGUAAGAAACGAUAAAUCAUUGCUAACGAAAAAACGAUUUUGAGCGGAGUUUAGUUGAUAGUGAUGCUUUGUGAACAAUAUAUGUCAUUUUACAGUAAAACAAUUAAAUAGGCUUUAUAUAUUUUCUUUAAUAAUAUUUGUUUAUUUGUUUAAUGUUGUACCAAUUUUCCCAGUUUUCCUUUGUUUUUCCCGGUUUUUCACAUUUGCUGGGAAAAUAAACCUCCUAGAUGACCUCCCUAAGGUACGUCCUCACGCCAAUUUCCUUUCUGCUACACGUGGAAUUCCGAAUAGGUCAUUAGUGAUUCAUAAUUUUCAGUGGUGUUCUAUGAAUAAUAGGUAGGUUAUAUAUAUAUAACUUAUAUAUAGGUAAAUAAUGAUAAAAAUACAAAUGCCUAGGAAAGUAUAUUUUAACCUUAUUUAUUAUUUAUUAUGUUAUACAUUUUAAAAUGUAGAUAAUUAUUUCAUGCUUUCUUCUAAACAAUCUAGUUUAUAAUACUACAAUAAAUAACCUAAAAAUAUAAAAUAAAUAAGUUACAAGUACCUUACUUAUACAUCUUCAAACAUCCACUAAAAAAAUUAUUAUCAUACAGAUAUGUAGCCAUUAUUUUCAUUAUAACAAAGAGUUAUCAAUAUACAAUUUAAUACAAGUUGCAAUUUGAAAAAUAAUUAUAGGUGUCGUUUCACCCACUAAAAUAAGGUUGACGAAAAUUUACUAUUAUCAAAUUAUUGAUUUUAUAAUAUGCAUAUUAUUAAUUAUAAAUUCUUAAAUGUAACAUUUUAUUGUUGCUCGUUUCUUAAAUUUAAAAAAAAACAUAUUUCUGAAAAAGUUAAUAGUUUCAAAGAUAACGAUUCUUUCUCUAUCAUGCUAAUCUAGUGUAGAAUAAUGUGAUAUUUGUAUAUUAUCGAACAGAAUAAUAUUACAAUAUGCAAUUUAAAAUAAAUACAUAAUAGGAUUUUCCACUUAGGGAAACUAAGUAGUUAUUAAAAAAUAUUGUUAUUUUAUUUUAUAAGUCCUACAAUUUCACUCCAAUAAAAUGCACUGUAUUCCCUUUUUUUUUUUUUUUAAGAAGCUAACUCGUACAUAUUAUAUGUUUUGUAUAUAUUACAUAUAUAUAUAUAUAUAUUAUAUUAUAUGGUUUCAAUUAAAUAUGAAAAACCACAGUAAUUUUAUGACUAACUCAAAAGUUAAGUUUUCCCAGUUUUUCCUCCGUUUCUUUUCGGUUUUUCUAAUUUGAUAAUAAAACUCCUGAGAAAAUCUAAAAAUGACUUCUUCAAAGUACCACCCUGCUACCCUUUCAGAAUAGGUGCUAAAAUUAGAAAUCUGAGCAAGAAAAGUUACGCAGAUAAAAAAAACAUCUUUGUAAAACCAUAAGCUUCUUCGCUCCACUCAGAAUCUAAAAAAUAUUUAUUAAAUAUUUUAUAAUAUGUAUUUUAUUGUUAUAUUUUUGAAUAUCUAUUAUAACGUUAAAAACAUUUUUUGUUUUUCCAAACUUAUAAUUCGUGAUUUAAAAAUAUAAUGUACAUAUAUUUAUCAUUAAGUAUAUUUUUGAAGUAAUUUAUUAAAAAAACAUUGAUCUUUUGUAAACGUUAAAUGUUUUUUCAGAUCAACGCAUUUACAUAUCAAAUCGUGAACAGAGAAGUCAAAGUUUCGGCGUACGGUUUUUUUUCUGUAAAUUUAUCGUUCUUUCACGCGGUAAAUAUAAUAAGAAUUAUUCUCGUAUAAUUAAUCUAAAUUAUACAUAAUAUUAAUAUCAAUACGUUUGAAUUAUUGAUGAUGAUUUUUUAAAUUUUACAGCUCAUACGUUUAGCAACGACUUAUCUAAUCGUUAUUAUUCAAUACAACUCGGCAGCGGAUUCUUCCUAGACUGCACUGAUGGAAUCACUUAAAAAAAUAUUCUUCUUCUACUUCGCCUUCAUUAUUACAUACAUACGUCGAGUCUGCUCUCCAUAUUUCCCUAUUUCCUGCUAUUCAACUAUCAUUUCUUCAUCUACGUACUAUUAUCCACUCAAAAUAGUACGUUUUGUAUAAUUACAUCAGUAAUAUAAGAAAUUGAAAUGGGUAGAGCGCAUCUGGAAAACUAAAAACGUAUUACUUUGUACAGUGCUGAAAAGGAAUCUGACAUGGAAAAGAUCCUUUGGAAGACUAAGAAAGAUUUGGAUGAACUAAGAGGACGAUCAGAUUAA
This is a messenger RNA of Cinara cedri, 5232 nucleotides long. NCBI's taxonomy places the organism in Eukaryota, Metazoa, Arthropoda, Insecta, Hemiptera, Aphididae. The record is from the annotation of a GenBank genome assembly.